This is a messenger RNA of Funneliformis caledonium, 1509 nucleotides long. The record is from the annotation of a GenBank genome assembly. Lineage: Eukaryota; Fungi; Glomeromycota; Glomeromycetes; Glomerales; Glomeraceae.
AUGGAAGUGGAUAAAAAUUACAAUGAAAAUGAGUGUAUUUUAGUAAAUACACACAAUAAUGUGCUAGGUAUUGAACUUCUUGAAUACAAUGGACAACUUCCUAUUAUUAAUACACCAAUUAAUUUAGAAGUUGGAGUUAGUUUUCUGUCACCUAAAAUAGCUGACCAUUAUAUCGAACAAUAUGCAAUGCAGCAAUAUUUCAUAAUUUUUAAAGCAAAAUUUGAAGUUCAUAGUGAUAAAACCUUUCGAAAACGAGUUUUCAAAUGUAAUGUGGAAGGUUAUUGUAAACAAAAACUUUUCGAUCUGGCUGUUGGCAGUUCAAAAAAAAAGGGUUCAAAAAAGAUUGGUUGCGAGUGGCAAAUUAACAUGACGAGUCCUAAAAACUUAUCUUUAGUAACAAUCACAUUAUUCAAAAAUACCUAUUGUCAUGAUAUCUUCAUAGAAACUCUCAAAUUUACUCCUAUUUACAGAUUAUUUACUUCUGAAAUUAUGGAAGAAAUCGAAUUUUACAUAGUAAAUGGUCGCUGCGAUGCUAGUACAAUCUGGAAUCUUUUACAACCAAAAUAUCCAGAACAGGUCUUCUUAACUCAAGACCUUAUAUGUUUAGAAGUUACAAAUAUACAACCAAAGAUAUUUGUUACUGAUGUAAACCUGGCAAUGCUUGCAGCUUCAUCAAUAAAAUCAUUAACGGAAGAGGUUUUUAAUAGAAGGUCACAUGAUCUUAUUGAUAAAUAUCCGGAAGGGAAAAAGUAUAUUUCAGAUCAAUUACUUGAUAAAAAACAUAUGUGGAAGGCAGUACAAUCCUCGUUUUCUCUAUUUCAAGUUCAAGAAAUUAUAGAACAACGUCUUGAAACUGAAAAUAUUAACAAUAAAUAUUCUAUUUGGAAAGCCUCUAAUAUGGUAUAUCCGCAGCCAUUUAUUCAAAUGUGCGAAUCCGUAUGUUAUAAGGCAUUUCAAGUGAAUUUAAAUAAGAUUUUUACUUUUGAUGACGAUGUUUUUGAGCCAUUGGUCAUUGAAUCUCAAGAGUCUGAAAUUCCUACUCCUUUACAAGCAAAUGAAGUAGAUGAUGAUCAUCAAUUUGUUGAUUGUUUGGAUUUAUCUAAUGAAGCUUUUGUUAAUGCGAAUAAAGGUGAAUCAAAUCAAAGCAAUAUUCAACAUUUUGAAUGGCGAUAUACUUGCAAUAAUAAUUUGCAAGUAAAUGAAGAUCAAAAAAAAAUCCGAAAUCAGCUUAAAUAUGGAACACUUAUGGGAGAAGCUAAGAAGACUAUCCAAUAUGCUAUUCAAGAUGAGGAUGAUAAAUUGUUAUAUUUCAUUAAGAAUUAUAACAUUCAAAAAGAACAAAAUUAUGAAUCAAGCCGUUCUGAAUUAAAUAAUGAGAAUCAAACCAUUAUUACUUCUGAAGGCAAUUGGAUACUAUUUAAACGAUUGAAAAGUGCUGUUGAAAAACAUUCUAAAACAUCACAAAAACCAUUAGAAGAAUUAACUAAUAAUGAAAAUCAGAAAUGGUAA